AUGGUUUCCAGUUACAAGAAAUUGUCACCUACAUUUAAGAUGACGCCAUGGCUGAUGGCAAUAUUCUGUCUGGCAACCGCGGGCUGCACAAACGUUACGGAUCAGCUAACAUCUGAGACACAUCAUGAUCAGCAGGUGGCGAUCUUGAAACAAAUCAGAAAGGUGAACGAAGACGGUUCUUACACGUAUGGAUACGAAGCAGGCGACGGAUCCUUCAAGGUCGAGAGUCGCGACGUUCUAGGCAACAUCAAGGGUACAUUCGGUUUCGUCGACGCAGACGGCGAAAUAAAGAGGGUGUCGUACUCUUCCUCUAACGGGACAGGAUUUAAAGCAACCACCGUGUCGCCAUUACAGGAACACGUGUCCGUCGUGCAGAGCAUUCCGCGUGUAAAUCGUACAACAACAACCAAGAAGCCAAGCGUCGUCUAUCCUUCGUCCACCGAAGCGUCCACAAAGUCAUCGGUGGUUCAGUCGAUACCGCGAAACAGAAAGACUACAACAACCUCGACAACCACAACUACAACCACCACGGAGCAACCAAAGACUGUAUUCGGUCAUUACUUGAAAGGAACCGGAAAAAGUAGACCUCGUUUCGUGAUAAACGGCCAACAGAGACCGUUGGUAAUAGAAGAAGAAGACACAGAGGACGAAGAUUCGCAGAUAAACCGACCAAGCACGGAAGACAAGACUUCCACCUACAGAAGAAUCAUCUUCGCCAAACGUCCAGCUGACCAAACUCUUCGACCGAUCUCCGACGAGUUCGUAGAGAAAGAAGACGAAGCCAAAGUGACGACUGGAAACACCCUGCGAAGACAACUGCACGAGGAAACUACGAAACCCAAUCCAAUCGUAGAGACCAGCAGCGACGAUCAUUCCGACGUUUACGGCGGUUCCUUGUCUACAACUCGACCCCUGUUCACCACGACAACUCCACCGAGAGUUCUUCAACGCGUGUCACCAGCUCGCAUCGAGAGGCCAAAGGUUUACCUGAACCGCGAGAAUCUCGGACCAGCGAGAUUUGAGAACAUCAAAUACGACAACUCUAGGGUUUACGAAACAGAGACGAAGGCGCCUCAAGAGGAACACACUCAGUCCCAACCGGUGUUAAUUCGUGGACCUACUCGAGUUCCUGACAACAGAGAAUACGUGAGACAAAGCACCGAGCCAGUCUUCAUCAGACACCAACCAUCGGUCGCUGAUCAGUUCCUGCGUGAACUGCCAGGAGGAAGAAUCGUCUUGCCUCCUCAGCAGAGCGUCGAAGAAGAUCCUGCCUACAGAUCUCUCCCGAUCAACAGAAUCCUACUGCGUCCUCUACCGAGCCAACAGCCACUCUACUCGACGACCACCGACGCGAAUAUCCACUAUUUGACGGAGAAUCCUGCUCUUGCCGAGCAAGAGGAAGAUCCAAGAGUCAGCAUGGCGCAGGGAUACAUGCGUCCGAGACCUUUUCCACGACCUGUGAUCUUCCAGGAGCCUGAACCGAGGCCCAGGCCAGUUCUCAGGCCUGUCUCACCAGCGGUGGACGACAGGGAAUACCAAACGACGCCGGAAUAUCCUUACAGAGCGAGCACAAUCGCUUUGCCUCCGGAACCGCCGAAUCCGAUCGCUCCUCCGCUCAGCAGACGUGAUUUUCAAUUGUUGCUGAGAAGACUGCUCGUCAGCCAGUACGGUGUCCAGGCUCUUUCUUAUCCUAAGAGUUACCUGGAAGAUGCUUUGUACGACCAGCAGCCGUAUCCUUCUUAUCAGCCAGGCUUUCAGACCACUGCACCGAGACCAGACAUCGGCUACGACCAGCACGUUCCUCUUCAGUACGGCGAUCGCGUGCCUCUGAGACGUCCUGUGUACACCAGAGCCUUGAAUCCUGUCUAUCAGCCUCAGCAGUACGAGGAUUACAACGACGGAAGGUACUCGAAGAGGGUUUACAGGCAGAAAUUUUACACGCAAGAGGUGACCGACGAGGGAGACGAAAUUUUACCUGCUCCUAUCAGGGAAGCUCUGUUGUUGAGGAUGUUACAGCUGGCGAUUAAUUCGGAACGACCACCUAUGGUCUCUACGCCUGUUAUGACUACGACGACGCCAGCUUCUAGGUAUAGGAAGACUGGACCAGUUAGGAGCGUGCAGAUUAUUACGGACGAGGAAGAGGAGGAGAAGGAAGCGAUGAAGAAGAAAAUGUAA
This is a messenger RNA of Habropoda laboriosa, 2175 nucleotides long. RefSeq lists its product as uncharacterized. The record is from RefSeq and is a predicted model, not a curated record. Gene Ontology annotation, molecular function: structural constituent of chitin-based larval cuticle. Gene Ontology annotation, cellular component: chitin-based extracellular matrix. NCBI's taxonomy places the organism in Eukaryota, Metazoa, Arthropoda, Insecta, Hymenoptera, Apidae. Bases 1 to 2175 code for a protein of 724 amino acids. The transcript is spliced from 3 exons.